Molecule: messenger RNA, 192 nt
Organism: Mucor mucedo
Lineage: Eukaryota; Fungi; Mucoromycota; Mucoromycetes; Mucorales; Mucoraceae
Exons: 1
Coding region: 1-192 (63 amino acids)
Source: RefSeq, a predicted model, not a curated record
AUGUUUUUGACUCCGACAUACACUGACAUAUUUAUACAUUGGAUUAUAUUUGGCCGUGUAGAAUGGGAUUUAUUUACCUUGGAUUACAAAUACCCAAUGUGCUUAUUACAAGCCUUUUCAAUUGUCUUUAAAUCAUCUGGUGCUAAACUUGCCUGCGAGUCUUAUAUGCCACGAUACCCGAAAGCACAAUAA